Messenger RNA from Helianthus annuus (common sunflower), 1518 nucleotides. Its product is annotated as polynucleotide 5'-hydroxyl-kinase NOL9. Bases 294 to 1370 code for a protein of 358 amino acids. Gene Ontology annotation, molecular function: polynucleotide 5'-hydroxyl-kinase activity. Gene Ontology annotation, biological process: cleavage in ITS2 between 5.8S rRNA and LSU-rRNA of tricistronic rRNA transcript (SSU-rRNA, 5.8S rRNA, LSU-rRNA). Gene Ontology annotation, cellular component: nucleus. The record is from RefSeq and is a predicted model, not a curated record. NCBI's taxonomy places the organism in Eukaryota, Viridiplantae, Streptophyta, Magnoliopsida, Asterales, Asteraceae. The transcript is spliced from 9 exons.
UGAUUGAAAAGAAACUAUAGAAAAAUAGUAUAAUAACAGUUUAGAAAAAAAAAAAAACAAAAAAAAAAAACAUGGAUAAGGCCAGAGAUGGACAAAAAAACCGGUUCGCGAAAGGAAGCUGAUUGAAACAGAUGGCUGAAACCGAAGCAACCCGUUGGUUUGUAAUCGGCCCAAGAGCGAAACCCAUUAAAAAGGAACCGAAACUUUCUCCUUACUGACCCAAAAGCCCAACACCCCAUCCCUAACAAAAGAAAGAACAGAACAGAAACGAAAAGAAGCAAGAAGACACAAGAAUGGCGAUGGCGAUGGAGGAGGAAGCAUAUAUACCAGAAGAGUGGUCCGAAGCAGCCGCCACCAUAGCUUCAGCUUCUGCUUCUGGUGGUAUAACGGCCUUCAUAUGUGGCCCCAAAAACAGUGGCAAGUCAACCUUCUCUCGUCAUCUCCUUCAACUUCUCCUUCCUCGGCACAAGAGAGUUGCUUACUUAGAUUCUGAUGUUGGACAACCUGAAUUUACCCCUCCUGGAUGUCUCUCACUUACUAUACUCGACAGUGAAGCCACUGAUAUGAAACCUCAGCCAGAAAGAUGUUUUUUCUUUGGUGACAUAUCUUCCAAAAGAGACCCCCAGAUUUAUCUCACAUAUAUAUUUGCCCUAUACGAUCACUAUUCAACUACCAAUAGUGGGGUGCCCCUAAUUGUCAACACCUCCGGUUGGGUUAAAGGUAUCGGGUAUGAUGUACUUGUGGAUAUGCUGAACCACAUUGCUCCUAGUCAUGUGGUUAAUAUUCGUAUUUCUGCUAAAAGUAAGAACCUACCCUCUGGAGCAUUUUGGUCACAAGAUGGGGAUGCUCGGGCCAUAACCCUACUUGAAAUUAAUUCUGCCCGCCAAGACUCCUUAAAUAGAUCGGUUCUGGUACAUAAGAAGGAUUCAAGCCACAUGCGGGAUUUAAGUAUAGUGACAUAUUUCAGACAGUGCUUUUGUGGUGACAUGAAUAUGAGCUCAAUUAAGGAAAUUGCUCUAGCGUUGGCUGCUCACUCUCCUUAUGAAGUUUCCGUGUCAGCUGUCAACAUUAAGCACCUUCAUUGUGAGGUGCCAAAAGCUGAAAUUUUCUACAGUUUGAAUGCAAGUAUAGUUGGAUUGGCAGUUAAUUCUGAAGGUUCUGAGCAUCCACCUCGCUGUGUUGGCCUUGGGAUUGUUCGAGGAAUAGACACUUGGAGACGGGUUCUUUACAUAAUAACUCCUGUUCCAUCAAAUGUUCUGGAGGAAGUUGAUGUUCUACUACAAGGGUUCAUUCAGAUUCCUGCUUGCUUGCUUCAGGUACAGGGCUGUGUUUCACCAUACAUGGCUUCAAAUGUGCUGCCUGGGAUUUGAAGUAGAAAGACAAUGACAUACAUCGUUUAUUGUUUGCCCAAAUUUUUCUUAGUCCUAUGUUUUGCGUAUUAUAUUUAUUUUCCUCAUAAAAACCUCCUUUUUUUUCGGAUUUAUGAUCAGGCUAAUAUAUGGUUUCUUUAGUUCCUAA